Prunus dulcis (almond) is the source of this 1177-nucleotide messenger RNA. RefSeq lists its product as uncharacterized. The record is from RefSeq and is a predicted model, not a curated record. NCBI's taxonomy places the organism in Eukaryota, Viridiplantae, Streptophyta, Magnoliopsida, Rosales, Rosaceae. The coding region runs from base 401 to 889 and encodes 162 amino acids. The transcript has a single exon.
UAUUCUUCUCAAUCAUGUUAUCAAGCAAAAUUUAGUUUAAUACCAACAAUUGGUAUCAAAGCCCCAACUGGGGUAGAGAGAGCAUAAGGAAGCUUGCAGCAGCAAGAAUUAAUGGCAGGAGAAGGAAGUAGCUUCAUGCAACCAGCGAUUCCACGCUUCGAUGGCCAUUAUGACCACUGGAGCAUGUUGAUAGAAAACUUCUUGAGGUCCAAGGAAUAUUGGGGCCUAGUGGAGAAUGGAAUCACACAGUAUGCAGAGUUGACAGAAGCUCAAUUGAAAGCCCUAGAGGAUCAGAAAGCUCAAAGAUUUGAAAAUCAAGAACUAUCUCUUUCAGGCCAUUAAUAGAGCUAUAUUGGAGACCACCUUGAAGAAAGAUACAGCGAAGGAUAUAUGGGAUUCGAUGAAGAAGAAAUAUCAAGGCACGGUGAAAGUCAAGCGUGCCCAACUUCAAGCUCUUCGCAAAGAGUUUGAGAUGUUCAAUAUGAAGGUUGGAGAGUCAGUUGAUGAGUAUUUUGGAAGGCCUCUAACCAUGGCUAACAAGAGGAGGAUCAAUGGAGAGAAGUUGGAAGAUGUAGUUGUUAUCGAAAAGAUUUUGAGAUCAAUGACACCAAAGUUUGACUAUGUGGUGUGUUCGAUUGAAGAAUCAAAAGAUCUUGAUAAUCUCUCUAUUGAUGAACUACGAAGCAGUCUUCUGUUACAUGAACAAUGGAUGAAUGGCCAUGCAAUGGAAGAACAAGCAUUGAAGGUGAGCCAAGAGAAUCACUCUCCAGGGAGACGAAGAGGAAGAGGUCCAGGAGGCUUUCGAGGACGUGGAAGAGGACGCCAAGGAUCAUUUGAUAAAUCAAAUGUGAACUGUUACUACUACCAUGAAAUGGGACACUUUCAAUAAGAGUGUCCCAAAAAGGGGAACGAAAAAAAAGCCAAUGUAGCUGAAACUGAAGAAGAGUUGUUGCUGAUGGCAUAUGUAGAAGUCAAGGGAAAACAAAUCAACAACACAUGGUAUUUGGAUUCAGGCUGUAGCAAUCACAUGAGUGGAACCAAGAAGAUGUUCACCAAACUUGAUGAGAAGUUCAGGGAGAAUGUAAAGCUUGGUAAUGAUUCAAGCUUAAAAGUACAAGGUAAAGGAGAUGUCAAAAUUAAAGUCAAUGGUGCUGUACAAAUCAUAUCAUGUGUGUUC